Molecule: messenger RNA, 2532 nt
Organism: Planococcus citri (citrus mealybug)
Lineage: Eukaryota; Metazoa; Arthropoda; Insecta; Hemiptera; Pseudococcidae
Gene: Fbxl4
Product: F box and leucine-rich-repeat gene 4
Exons: 12
Coding region: 707-2524 (605 amino acids)
Biological process (GO): SCF-dependent proteasomal ubiquitin-dependent protein catabolic process
Cellular component (GO): SCF ubiquitin ligase complex
Molecular function (GO): protein binding
Source: RefSeq, a predicted model, not a curated record
UUGUUUUGUUUUAUUUUAUUUUAUUUUUCCAAAAACAUGAAACAUCGAAAAAAGCGAUGAUAAAAAAAAGAUAAGAAUUAGAUGAAAAGUGGAAAAAUUUAAUGUAAGCGCCAAGCAGCAAACACUCGCAACUCGUCCAACGCCGUAUGGCGUAUUUUGUGUCACCGUAAUCUUUCGCAUUUCAAGGAAUCGGGUUUGGGCAUUUUUAUUUUCUGUUACUCUCGACGUGCAAAAAUUGCGACUCGAUGUGUUUGUUUUCGUUGGUCAAAUUGACGAAAGUUUUCUUUAGCAUCGCGCGUUUGUCGCGAAAUAAGACGACGAUAUUACGCUCGAAUCAACGUCAAAUUCGCCAGAGUAGCGACGAUGAACUGAGAAAUUCGUGACAACAUUACGCGCGUACCUACUGCAUCGCUGUUCUUUCGCUAAAAUCACCGACCACCGACCACCGUAAUCGUAUGUAAACAAGUAUUCUUCCACAUCCGCGUAGUUACUACGACUACGACUACGACUACGAGGCACGAGCUACAGCGUCAGCGAAUCGACGAUGGCCCGAUGACGGAAAAUCGUUUUUAAAUUUUGUAGGGUGCGCGUGUGUUUUGGCGAAAAAUCUGCCAUCAAAUUUUGCCGGGUAUAUACGUACGUCUUAACGUCUACGUGUAAUAUUGAUGGACGUUACGACGAUCGACAAUCGACAUCGUUUCGCAUCAUGACCACGGAAUGCGAUAAUAAACUAAACUACUUCCACUGUACGGAAGACAGCGAGUUGUAUAGCGUGAUAGAGCAGUACGCGGCCGACGUUCGCAGUUUCAGCUCUCAAUAUGGCAGCGAAAUUAGCAUUUCGUAUACCGCUUAUAACAUCUGCGGCAAGCCGAGCAAGUUCCCAGCGUACGGCGAUUUUCCGCAAACUUUCGUCAUGAGAACUUACGGCAAGUGGUGGGACGAAGCUCCUUCGCGAAGAGUACCGAUAAUGCCGCAAAAUAAUCGCAACAUUCGGAGUCAAGACUAUAUCGAUAUCACGUUCGAACAUAAAGUAAGACCUUUGAGCGUCAACAUAUACGAAACUUACCAUCCGGGCUCGGUGGUGCGCAUCUGGGCUAGCGACGGAGCGAACAAAUGGAGUCUGCUGUGGGAAGGCAAACCGCAAAUUCGCGAACACAGUCCUAAUAUUUUUUCGCCCGACAUAAAUCGAAUCAGUUAUCAUACCAAUCUGCUGCGCAUCGAAUUCGAUCAUUCGCAUUUGGAUUAUUACACCGAAAUAGACGCCGUCAGUAUGACCGGAUUGCGUAAAAAUACCAAAACAUCGCAGCCGUCAUCGCCGUCGUCCACCAAGCUUUCCAUCAACGACGACGAUGACGACGAUCGUACGCCCGCUCUCGAAUGCAAACAAAUUCAGAGUGAUCAUCGUAUCGACGAGACGCGGCCAGACUCGAUUUGCGCUACGAAAAAUUACAACGGAAAUUUUUCCGUGUUACCGGAUGAAACCAUUCUGAAGAUAUUCUCGUACUUGGACCUAGUAUCUUUGAGUCGUUGCGCUAGAAUCAAUUCGCACUUUAAUUCGUUAGCGACGGAUUCCUUAUUAUACACGUCUUUAAAUUUAAAGCCGUAUUGGCAUUUAGUCAACGCCAAUUCGCUGGAUAUUUUAUCGUCGCGAUGCGAAUAUCUACAAAGGUUAGAUUUGUCUUGGUGCGGAAGCUUUCCUACGGACGUUUCGCCCAAAAUAUUCUGCGAGUUUAUCGAAAAUUGCGGAAAAUCGUUGACUCAUAUUAGAUUAGAUUGUUGCCAGUUUGUUUGCAACUGUUGCAUAGAAAUGAUAUCGCAAAUAUGUAAAAAUCUAACCGAAUUAACUUUACAAAAUUGCACCAGCGUCAACGAUCGAGGUUUUAGUUAUUUAUCAACGUUGAGAACUAUCGAAAGACUGGAUUUAUAUCGCACCUUGAUCGAAGCUCCCUCUCUAAAAGAAAUAUUGAAAGCGUCGCCGCAUUUAAAGCAUAUCAAUCUGGGUUCUUGUCGACGAAUAUCUUGUAUGGACGAGAUCGCUCAAAUUUUAGGAACUCACAAUAAGGAAUUAAUAUCGGUAGACUUUUGGAAAACGUACAGUUUGACGCCCACCGGUAUAAAAUACCUGAGUCAAUGCAGUCUUCUGGAAGAAAUCGACAUCGGUUGGUGCCUAGGAGUUAGCAUACCGGGAGAUUGUUUUCUGUCUUUGGCGAUGGGAUGCCCGAGACUGCGAAAAUUGUUUAUGGGCACGUUGCGAGGAAUAAACGACCGCGACUUGUAUCCGUUCAUUUACAAUUGUCCCAAUUUAGAGCAAAUCGAUUUGUUGGGAAAUAGAGGAAUUACGUCGGAAGUUUGCAUCAAUAUUCUGAAAUCGUGCAAAAGACUGCGCUUUCUGGAUGUCAGCUUUUGCGAUCAAGUCAACGACGUCGAAGUUCAAGAAUGGAAAGAACUAUUCCCCAGCGUCGACAUCAAACGUAGCUUUCAAAGCGAACCCGAAUGUACUUGCGCGUUUGCCAAUCAUUACUGACGCGGCAG